AUCCUUUAUGCCGUAUUCGUCUGCAUAGUACACCUUCGUACUUGUAACGGACAAAAUUAUUUCUUUGAGGAAAUCAAAGAGGUGAAUAAUAACCUUGAGGUGGAACCAAAAACGACAGGGGGCCUGGAUUACAGAGGCCACGACGAGCCACACAUAACUUUCGAGAACGCAACUCUUCAACAGAAAGAUGAGCAUCAUGAAUCUGUCAUGGAAAAGAUCAAAUUUCCAGAGAUUUAUCACGCGCAGGGGAUCAUAUCAUUACCUUACGAUGGUAUCAUUGAACCGUUUGAAACAUGGUAUGCUGGAAAACACAGAAUGAGUCGAAUUGACUACUAUUACGGUAAUCCACAGUGUGUUCUUACAAUGUUUGUGUCAUUGCAGCUGGUAAUGCAUUGUCUACCUGCUUUCCUUAUUUACUUAUGUUGUUUCACGGCUUAUAGCAGAAAACCCCAAAAAAGCUACUGGGAAAAAUCUUAUUGUUUUAUAAUGCAAGGUCAACGCAGUUCUAUAUAAAGAGGAAACGAAUUGAAAGGGGAGAAAAAAAGGGCCGUUUCGAAGUAGAAGAGUUUAUGAAUGGUUAGAAUAAUUAAAAAGGAAAAGGAAAGUUAGGUGGUGCAGAUAAUAACAAGUCGAUAUCUCAAAACCUCAGGCCGUAAACAAAAGGUGGGGAUGGUGGGGUAUGUUUCAGCCUUUUAAUUAAAGCCUUGAUUCUUAGACAGUUUAUGACACUCUCUCUAUCUAAGAAUCAUUGGUACCCCAUUUCAGCCUUCCAUAAUGACUCGCCCUAACAUGGCGUGUAGUAAGAGAAACUCGGAUUAAGCCACGCAAAUUUAGGAGAAAAAUAUAUUUUUCAAAUCGGCACUGUUAAUCGCUAUGGAAUUAACGAACGCUUUUCGUUCAACUAAUUUAAUCUUGUUGUCAUAUUACUCCUUGUUCCUGACAAUAUCACUGCUCCAGCAUUCGAUAUACGGACAAUCUGUUCAUUUGCGCACACUGACGAACGCCCAGCGAUCAACACAUCACUGAGUUUUUGCUAUCUUUACACGGGCAAAUUGACCUCAUCAACUUAGUUGAUUAAACUAAAAUUAAAGUCUUAUAAUAUAGGGUCCUAGUCUGAUCCUCUAUCGGUUGAUAAUACUCCCUCCAUCUUAAAAUCAGACUGUUAAAGCAUGCUUAACGCUAAAUCUACAGACUUACCACGAUAUACUUAGUUCUAGGUUAUUGGUAAUUUCGCGUUGCUACCGUUAUUAUCUUCUGACCUAUAUAAAUAGUUGCUGCUAAACAGGUUUUGAAAAUUUUUCCAAUCGCUAGCUUGAUCACUAUAGAGACUGCAUUUUGUAGACCGAGUUGCAUAUGGUAGAUCGAAAUUUCCUAUGAUCGUACGUAGUCUCCUACGUCACGCCGCGCCACACCAAGCUACACCCCACAAACAUCCAGCCGUUUGUGAGGAGGAGCGUUAAGUGACGACACAAGGAGACUACUUACUCUCUAUUGCUGUUCGUGCUGACUCUGAAAAUUGAGUACCAACUUGGCCCAAAAUUGUGCGUUGUAGCUGCUUUAGACAAAGCUUUCUUAAAAUGUUGGAGUUUCGUUCUGUAGGUAUGGACAAGACCAUUCAAAGAGGGGACCUUAAACCAUACGGGGCUCUUAUAAAGUUUGUGCCUGCUCAUUGGGGUAAAGGAAAGGACUUGGACAGAAACACACGGAGCUGUUGGUAUAGGCCUGGAUUCCGAUGGUCCCCAGAAAAGGCGCAGAGUAUUGUGCCCCAAAACUUGAAAGGAUUCAAGGUAAACUUUUAGACCUGAAACGCGUGGCAGCGGUGCUGAUAGGUGAUUCAGCAAGUGUUGCCUCCCGAGACAUGUGGUCAAGGACAGUUAUAUUACUCUCUCUGCAUGACCGCGUUAUACUAGGCAACGCUCGCUGAAACGUUUUACCAACGCAAGAUGAAUUUCAGCUGAUACUACAGUGUAGAACAGUGCCUUUAAAAUGAUAAGUCCAAUAAUUCUGAUGCACAAAUACCAAAUCCAUCACUCUAAAUGUUCGGCAUAUUUUUUUGUCUAGUAUCUUGGUGAAGAGUAUCACAGUGGAAUGCCUGUUCACAAGUUACAGCGGACAGCGACUGUGUUCAAGAAGAAGAACACUUACACACUUUACGUCACGAGGGAGAAGCCUUACAGACCUGUACGUUACAUCAUGCACGGAUAUGAUACCCUGUUACACUCGUUUUACGAUCAUUACAUCGUGGACUACUUGUCAUUCCGUGAAUGGGAGUUUGAUUUUGAUGUUAUGAAAAUACCAAAAGGUACGAAAGAAGUAAAACUGCUAAAGAAUCAUUGUUCUUAUUCGAAGGGGACAGAAUGCAACUUUUUGUUGAUGGAAAUAUCUGUAACUGUAUGACGUGACUGUUCAUCAGUAGCUAUAGGAUGCCUAACGUGCAUGUAUUAAUCACUUAACAUCAUGUGAAAAUGUCAGGAAAAGUGAUCCUUUUCGCAAAAGCCCCACCUAUUCAAACGUCUUUUUUGGCAAUCAUAAGCCUAUCUAUAUCUAGCAUAUGCCAGUGUGUAGAGUGGUCUCUAUAAUAAAUCAAUCCCGUUUGGAUCAGUACCAUGCUAAAGAGAGGUGACCGCCAUAUAGAGGUACUCCAUUAGAAGAGAGUUGAUGGUAGUCAAGAUUGCUCUCACUCUACCAAGAUAGUACUUUGAAUUCUCAUCAUUCUAGACGUGAAGCUAUCUUAGUUAUUAGAAAUAAUUUACAGAGGUAUUCUGUUGGGUUUUGGAAAUAAUUCCAAGACUGCUUUGGCUUAAUGUCAUCUUGUUGUGUGAUUGGUUACAAAUUUGUGAAACCAUUUUAUUUACCGGGCAGCUUCAAAAAUAGAUUGGACAAACUUUUAUGGCCAAACUCAAUUUUAUAUUACUUUAAAAAGGAAUGUGUACCAAAAAUGCAAUUGAUACCAAGUCAAAUUUGCAACAAUUGCAUAGAUUUUUCACUGUCUCUUCAAUGAAAAUCAAAAAGAUAGUACUUUGAAUUCUCAUCAUUCUAGAGGUGAAGCUAUCUUAGUUAUUAGAAAUAAUUUACAGAGGUAUGUAUUUUGUUGGGUUUUGGAAAUAAUUCCAAGACUGCUUUGGUUCAAUAUCAUCUUGCUUUGUGAUUGGUUACAAUUUGGUGGAACCAUUUUAUUUACCGGGCGGCUUCAAAAAUAGAUUGGACAAACUUUUAUGGCCAAUCUCAAUUUUAUAUUGUUUUAAAAAGGAAUGUGUACCAAAAAUGCAAUUGAUACCAAGUUCAAAUUUGCAACAAUUGCAUAGAUAUUUCAUUGUCUCUUCAAGGAAAAUCUAGCUGCCUGAAAGAGCUUGAUAAGAUGAAGUCUAGGUACCACUUUAAUCCAAUGGGAGAGUUUAUGCAUGAAAACUUUGAGGAUGUUGAAGUGGAUGAAAUGUUCGACGAAUUCAAGAAGCGUCACAGUAAAUCUUAUCAAGAUCCAGCCGAGCACGAACAGCGAAAACACAUAUUUCGUCAUAACAUGAGGUAAGGGGAAUCUGCACCUGUAAUGAUCAUGAUAAAAUGCUUUGUAUGAAAAAUCCUUCAACGGAGAAAUAGACUGGUCUUAAGUAACCAACGACGCGAAAGAGUAAUUUUACAUUGUCUUAAAAACGCAUGAACUUUAAUUGUAUGCCUUUUUUCAUCGCGAAGAGAGGUUUAUAAAUUUGUCGCGCGUUGAUCGCUUAGCGAUUUGAAAUUUCGCGCUAUUAAACAUUGAUAUUCGCGAGGUUUCGCAAAAUUCUUAUUACUGGAAAAUCAUAGAAGAACAUUUCCCAGCCGGCUUUACUGUGAAGACUGUUGUCGCCAGCUCAAAUAGGUUUGCCAUGGUGGGGCAGGUAUUUUGUUGGGGUUGACCUUUUCGGCUAAGGGAUCAAGAAUGUCCUUGUAAAGAGCAAAGUGAUGGUCUACUUAAUAAUGGCUAUUGACAGAUCAAUGAAUGCGAAAAACGAGUUAAAAACGCAACAACGUAACGGGAAAAGAUUUUCCACAGCUAAACGGAGAUAAUUUUUUAACCUUCCAGAUUUAUAAACUCGAAAAAUAGAGCAGCACUCAAUUUCACGCUGAAGCCGAAUGAGCUCAGUGACGUCACCGACGACGAGUUUGAACUGUACAAAGGCUUACUAAUUGACCCCAGUGGAGGAGACGAGGCGCUCAAGAAACAAGAAAUACCUCAAGCUCGAUUCAAAAUACCUCGGUCUGCUCUCCCUGAUUCCUUGGAUUGGCGUGAAUAUGGUGGGUUUCAAACCAGGAAUAAUUGUCAAGUGACUUAACAAUUGUUCCUUCUAGUGCCUGCGUUGCCGGAUACAAAGUGCCAACGAGGCGUGAAGCACCGCGGAGAGCUAUAACCAAUCGCUAUUGUGCAGGUUCUAUUCCAGCUGUCAAUCGGCCCGAAUUCGCCCUCAUUUGGCACAUGAGUUCCCAACUCAUGAAUUAUUCAUACAGCCAACAGCCAAUAAAUGACGGCCCCGUGCUGUCAUCUGUUUCUAGGUGUUUGGAAACCGUGUCGAGGCACUCGUCCUCGUUUUUUUUUUUUUUUUUUUUACAUAUUACGUCAAACGUUGGUAUAAUGGCCUGUAACCGAGAUCCUGGGAACCAAAUGAGAACUGAGCUAAAACUGCAUCAUCCAAAGUUGCGAUUUUUGAAAUAACAUUAUUUCGUCUCGCCUUUCACUGUUUUGCGCCGCUCCCUGUGCACUUUCUGAACGCCUGAAACAGGCCAACAUUGGCACGGUUUCAUCCUACUGGCAUCUUUGCUAUGAAUUCUUAGCAACAUUAAUGAGCCGUAUAUUAUUAAAACUGAUGAAAGUUCAAUGUUUCGAAGGUAGAGUGCACUGGUGCUACGUUGUCAAAUUACACGACUGUGCAUUCCUAUUUUAGGUGUCGUUACUCCAUCUAAAGCUCAGGGACUUUGUGGAUCUUGUUGGACAUUUUCUUCUACUGGACCAAUAGAGGGAGCCUACGCUAUUCAGGUCACUAAAGUAUACUUAGUUUAAACUUUAGCUAACUUUAAAACCUUAAUUAUAUUAUUAAUUAGGAAGACUCUACAUAUUCCUCCAUGAAUCGUCUAGGAACGCCGCAAUGCAUGGGAAGGGGGAAUUGCAGAAGGAAGCCAAAUUUCAAUCUCGAUCUCAGACGUCCUCUAACCAAAACAAUAUUUUUUUCAAAAUAAAUAAUUUGCAGAAACACCUAACAGCACCUCCAUACACCCACCCAUAGGACUGAAUUCAACUUUAUCUAAAUCAAUUAAUGCAUGUCUUGGUCUGCUCGGAAGGUACGCUUCUUUGACUAUCACACACUUCUAUCAAAAACCAUUGAUGCCUGUCCUCGGCACAAACUUUAAUUUGUAAUUAACUUGAGCUGUAAUAUAAAUGAAGAAUAAAUGAACUGAAAUGAGCUGAUCGGUGCAGCCAUACUGAACCGCCAUUCCUUGCCUGUCGAUGAUUUCAAGGCAGCCAAGUCGCUGGUCUAAAACAAUACAAUUUCCAACACAAAAGAUUUUCCCAACAACAACAAAAUUGAUACAAAAGCUACAAUAGUAAGAGAUUAUUAUCGAGUUUGCGUGUGAUCAAUCACUGGCUUACGUAUAUAGCUGAUCCAGUAAAGGAUGCUUUGGGCAAUGGGAAUUGGGCAUUUGGGCAUACUAAAAUGACUGCUAUUGUUUGCUUCAGUGACCACCAAACAUAGCUUUCCAGUGCCAGAUUCCCAAUGCCCAAAGCGACCUUUUUUGAAUCACCAUUAUGAUGGUUCCUCUUUAGACAGGGAAACUGAUAGACAUUUCAGAGCAACAGCUGAUGGACUGUAGCUGGGGAUUUGGUAACAGUGGCUGUCGAGGCGGCUUCUCUUGGAGGGCACUGGUGUGGGCUAAGAAACACGGAGUGGCGUCCAGUAAAAGUUAUGGAAGAUAUCUUGCUCAGGUCUGAUAAUAGAACAUGAUAACAACGUAACGUUGAAAUUUUGAAGUUAUCCAGCACCAUUUAACAAGGUGUUCAAUAAGAUGAUUCAAUUGAACAUGAUGCAUCAACGCGAACUAACAAUGUUGGAACAUCUGCUGGAACAUCUGUUCAGUUUGAACGGAAUGUUUAGUUUGUUUAGACAAACGAUACGGGAUAUGCCGCAUGCAAACUGCAAUCCCAUCCCAGAAACUCUGUGUUCCCCGAGGCGAAGCAGCUUUUCGGCCAAGGCUGCGAUAAUAAUUAUUUGCUUGACUCUACUGGUACAUGGCUUUCCCGGGUUUCAAGGUACAAAACCUGAUUUGUUAUGAGUCUGUCCCCCUAGGGCCAUGGUUUUGACACAUGGCAAGUGACGCGUUCUCAUCAAAUAGCAUCGUGCCAUUGAAUCAAAAUGCAGGAAAAUAUAUAGAGGGCUGAUAGAGCACUCUGAGGAGAAUAGGUACAACUCCGAAACGGCCUCGAAAUGGCUCCAGAAGCUAAAAUCAUUAACAGACACAACUAAGGCAUGGCUCCUCGCUCUAGUAUUUUGGUCUUCUUUCAUUUUUUUCUUUUUUUGUCUGCCAUCUCUUUUCAUUUCAUUAUUUAAACACAUAUGCUUAAGAUUGGAACCAUUUUUGGAGCUCACACUGUGCCACUUAAGGUCACGUGAACAGCCACGCCUAUAAUUAUGCAAAAUUAAAUAUUUUCAGAUUACGCCAUGAAAAUGACUGUUGAAGCUUCCGUUUAUUUUUCCAUGGUGUUAAGUUUAAAGUCAAAUGAGUCAAAUUAAACGGUGAAUUGCAAAAUAUUUUAUUCCUAUGUAAUUAUCAAAUGUUUUCUCCUCGACUCAGUCCCACUCCCACGUUAUAGUUCACUCAAAACAAAUAAUUUCGAAAAACCCCGAUUAAUUCCAUAAACCUUGUGUUAAUAGUCAUUGAAAAUAACCAAAAUAAAUCACAACUAGUAUCUGUAAAAUGUUGUAAAAUUGGACCCAACUAAAUGGCAAAAAAUGGGCGUGACAAGUCACGUGACUAAGUUAGCUUAUUAGUGACAACGGAUAAGAACAUUUUUAAAAAGUAUUUACCGCAUGCAAAGUUUCAAGUCGAAAAGUUAAAUCUCUUUUAAACUAGACCACCCCCUCACAAAUUUCUAGAGACCUAUUCCUUAAAUCACCCGAGUCUGGAGUUCAAUUUUAAAUAUGGAUUCAUGACAGAGUAUCACAUUUUAAAUAUACAUGAUUUAUCACACGCAGGAGGGAUACUGCCAUUGUGGACAAGAAGACGGCUGUGACGUCGUAAAAUUCAGUCGUUUGGUGACCGUGAAGAAAAAUGAUGAGCAGGCACUGAAGCAAGGCCUGGCAAAAUUUGGUCCAGCAUCCAUUUCCAUCAAUGUUGGUAGGAAGUCUCUGAAGUUUUACAGCUCUGGCGUUUACGAUGAUACAGAAUGUAGUAAGUACAUGUAACAAUUGUAAAUCACGUGCAUUACACUUUUUCUGUACAUUUCUUUGCCGUCAUUGAACGACCAAAGCGUCAAAAUGCCUAAUUUCACGUUUUGUGGAGAACGAGAACACAAGACAAGGACUUUCUUUCUCUUUACCUGAUCUUCGAUACAUCGUCUUCUAGAAUUCAACUCCAGAGAAAAAAAUAAUAAGCGCGCUUAAGUUUGAAGCAGUGUUAAUUUAUUUUUAAGUGACGUUUUCGUAGCCGUCGCCGUCCGAUAGUAGGGACCUUACGAAACUACGACGGCGACGGCAUCGGCCACCACAAAAAAGCAAUACGUUUAAUGAGCAAUGCAAAACAACAACUUUGCACGCGUAUCACAAUUUUUGGUCAAUUUCUUUGCCGUCCCUACAAAACUACUACGUGAAAUGGCCAAAUUUUAAGUUUACCUAAGAACGGUAGCGGCAAGGCGAUAAAUUCUACCAUCUCUGUCUGAACUCGGGCGCGGGUCUCCUCUCUUCACUUCCCACCUAAAUUCCCUCUUUUAAGUAAAAGGGCGACUUGGGAUAAUCGCGAAAUUGUUUCAAAGGAUGCGAAGUCUAUUUUUCGGCCACGUUUUCAUGGACAUCGCCGUUUUCGGAUCGUAAGUUGCAUAGCUAUGGCAUGGCCAAGUACAACCUCAAGCUCUAUGUGUUAAUUAUGUUGAACUCAAGUUAAAUCCAUUUAUGAUGUCUACGUACGAAAGUGAAAUUUUUGAUGGUUGUCUUUUCCACUCGACUUGCUUAAAGAGGAAAUGACGAAAAUUCCCUUGCUGAUACGGGACGAAACAAUCUUUUAAGUCAGAAGCUUUUUCUCUGAGUGAUUCUAAACAAAAACAUGCUUCCUCAAAAGAGCUGGAGUUUUUUUUUUAUGUGCUACCUCUAGCGCCUCUCUUCUAUCCUGUUUUCAAUACAAUUCCGAUUUGUUCGGAGCCUCUUUAUUAAAACGAAGACCUGGAGCACAACUGUUCAUUUGAAAAUAUAUUCAAUUUGUGGUGAAUGAUAACGACCACAAGACCUCACUUUGAAAAAGCAGCUUAAAAUAACUGAUUCGGUACAACGCUUGUGCAAAGUAACAGUAAGUGAGUUUUGUUUCUCUCCUCCAGGCCCACAAACAAAUCAUGGAGUUGUUGUGGUUGGAUUUGGCGAAGAAAAUGGCACUCCGUAUUGGAUAGUAAAGAACUCUUGGGGAAAAUUCUGGGGCGAAGAAGGUUUUGUGAAAAUUGCAAGAAAGGACAACUUGUGCGGAGUACUAUCGAAUGAACCUAUUUUUGUUUCUUUGAACGCUACGGAAAUUGAUGACGCGAGUGAGGAUUAUCCUUUCAGGAGAAUGACGAAACAGAGCUUCGUUGAUGUUGAAAGAAGACUUAACGUAACAAACCUUAAGCUUUCGCCAUUUGACUACAAGAGGUCGAAAAUUCGAUUUGAUGAGCUCAACAAAAGAACACCUAUAAGCCCGCGUUAG
Porites evermanni is the source of this 8910-nucleotide messenger RNA. NCBI's taxonomy places the organism in Eukaryota, Metazoa, Cnidaria, Anthozoa, Scleractinia, Poritidae. The record is from the annotation of a GenBank genome assembly.